AUGUCCUACCCAAAUCACUCCAGUUCCACAUCCUUCAACCUGAUAGGCAUCCCUGGGCUGGAGGAUGCUCAAUUCUGGAUUGCCUUCCCAUUCUGCACCAUGUACUUCAUGGCAGUGCUGGGGAACAUCACACUCCUCCUAGUGAUUAGGCUGGACCCAAGCCUGCACCUGCCCAUGUAUUACUUCCUCUCCAUGCUGGCUGCCAUUGACCUCGUGCUCACCACUUCCACCAUACCCAAGCUCCUGAGCAUCUUCUGGUUCCAAUCCCACGAGAUCAACUUUGAGGGUUGUGUGGCCCAGAUGUUCUUCAUCCACAGCUUCUCUACGGCAGAGUCAGGGGUCCUGGUCACCAUGGCCUUCGACCGAUACUUGGCCAUCUGCAAGCCCCUGCGCUACUCUGCCAUCCUGACUGGCCCCACCAUUGCCAAGCUGGGUUUGGCUGCUGUGGUGCGUGGCUUUGCCAUCGUCACCCCUCUGACAUGCAUGGUGACCAGCCUGUCCUACUGUGGUCCCCGCCUCAUUCACCACUCCUACUGUGAGCACAUGUCAGUGGUGAAGCUGGCCUGUGGGGACACCCGGCUCAACAGCAUCUACGGGAUCAUGGCUGCCACCAUCAUGGUGGCCUCAGACUCCAUCCUCAUCGCUGUCUCCUACAUGCUGAUCCUGAGGGAGGUCAUAGGCCUCUCCUCCAGAAAGGCUCGUCUGAAGUCCUUUGGCACCUGUGGCUCCCACAUCGGUGUCAUCGUGCUCUUCUACACACCUGGGCUCUUCUCAUUCUACACUCAGUGCUGGGGCCAGAACAUCCCCAUGCACAUCCACAUCCUGAUGGCUGACCUCUACCUGCUGGUGCCUCCCAUGCUCAACCCACUCAUCUACGGGAUGAGGACCAAGCCGAUCCGGGAGUGGGUGCUGAGCCUGCUCUGGCAGAAAGAGAUCCAGUCCCAGUCCUGA
Messenger RNA from Haliaeetus leucocephalus (bald eagle), 951 nucleotides. RefSeq names its product olfactory receptor 52K2-like. NCBI's taxonomy places the organism in Eukaryota, Metazoa, Chordata, Aves, Accipitriformes, Accipitridae. Gene Ontology annotation, molecular function: G protein-coupled receptor activity; olfactory receptor activity. Gene Ontology annotation, biological process: G protein-coupled receptor signaling pathway. The transcript has a single exon. Gene Ontology annotation, cellular component: membrane. The record is from RefSeq and is a predicted model, not a curated record. Bases 1 to 951 code for a protein of 316 amino acids.